AGCUACCGGAAGUGAGUUUGACUCGCAAUCCUCGUUCGUAUCAAUUAUUUGAAGAAACCCAGCUAGCUAUCUGAACAGAACUAGCUUAGCUAUCAGUACAAGAAAACACUAAACAAUUAACAUGAACCCACUUUGAACGAUCUAACAGUUAGUGGGAGAAUUGACUAUUAAGUCGACCAACCAAGAUGUAAAUAAUGAUAUGUUCUAGAGUACACUGAUUUGGUUGCUAGCGCCAGGCAGUGCUAGCCAACACCCUCAUGAGGCAAUCCAACUCCGGAGGAUUAACUAGCUACCGACCGUAAUCAAGUCUAACUAGUUGGUGAUUUGCAUCUAGUAGCAAAGAACAAACCAACAGAAUGUCAGAUGAUGCUGUCCUGCUGAAUGUACCCGUCAUUCGGCAGCUGUACCACUGGGACUGUGGAUUAGCCUGCUCCAGAAUGGUUUUGAAGUACCUCCACCCUGUGAGUGAUGAGGAGUUUCAGGGUGCUUGCUGGGAGUUGAAGCUGACGCAGAGUGUCUGGACAAUUGACUUGGCCUACCUCAUGUGCCAGCUGAGGGUCCGGCACCGCUUCUGCACUCAGACACUGGGUGUUGACAAGGGCUUCAGGAAUCAGUCCUUCUACAAAAAGCAUUUUGACACUGAGGAAGACCGAGUCAACGAACUCUUCCUAAAGGCUGAAAGCAAGGGUGUGGUGGUGAAUAAAUGCUCUGUGACAAUUCAGGAAAUCCAGGAACAUAUUGACCAGGGCCAUGUGGCCAUAGUGCUGGUCAAUGCUGUGGUUCUGGUGUGUGAACUUUGCUCUUCGCCUGUCAAGUACUGCUGUUUCCUGCCUGUGGGCCAGAAGUGCUUCUGCAGGAAGCCAGAAUACCAGGGUCACUUUGUGGUGGUGUGCGGCUUCAACCGGAGCACUGGCUGCAUCUUCUACAACAACCCUGCCUACUCAGACCGCGUGUGUUGCACCAGCAUUAGUAACUUUGAAGAGGCUCGAAUGAGCUACGGGACAGAUGAGGAUAUUCUGUUCAUCUUCAAGGAGAGCUGAAUGGCUUAGGGACAAUGAAGAUGUAGAUGUUCUCCACAUCGCUAUGGCGCCCCAUCCUCACUAUGAUGACACACCAGUGGGUCUACAGGUCCCUGAACUGGGACUGCUGGUUCCAGCUCUAGCCCAGUGUUGUAGAUGGUCCCGGGCUGUCCUCCAGUGCUAACUGACUGCUCACAGAACACACAACACCACUCCAACGUCACCACACACGCCUCACUUCACAUAGCCCAUGCUAGUCGUCAGUGUGUAAAGGAAUAAUCACUGAAGACAUAAAUAAAGUGUGGUUUUUAAGUUGGUUGGGGGACAAGUAGAUAGAUGAAAUAGAAUAAAUGAAUUUUUCCUGUG
This is a messenger RNA of Salvelinus sp. IW2-2015, 1385 nucleotides long. RefSeq names its product protein GUCD1. The record is from RefSeq and is a predicted model, not a curated record. NCBI's taxonomy places the organism in Eukaryota, Metazoa, Chordata, Actinopteri, Salmoniformes, Salmonidae.